GCGUGUUUUAACAGGCGUUGAGUAUGUACAUCGCUUGAAUGAUCAACGGUUUUGCAGAAAGCGAAAGGAAACAUUGAGCAUUUUCUAUCCUGACCAAAACAAGUUCUGCUAGGUCACACCAUGACCUCUAUGACGUCACUGGACCUGGGUCUCACGGUUGCCUUCUCUGUGGUGGUGGUGGUAAAUCUCGUGGGAAACAGCGUGGUAUGCAUGGUUGUGUUCCGAUACCAUGGAAUGCGUGCGCCGGUCAAUUACCUUCUUGUGAACCUAGCAGCCUCGGAUAUCAUGGUGGCGCUGUUUAUCAUUCCAGUUUACGUCAUCAAAUGGGCGUUUCACCACCCGUCAGGUACUGCAGGGGACUUCUUGUGCAAGUUUAUCACUGGAGGGAGUUUCAUCUGGAUUGGUGGGGCUGCAUCAGCAUUCUCGUUGGUAGUUGUCGCUAUUGAGCGUUAUUUCGCUGUUGUUCACCCCUUUGGCGAACGUUGGCGACUCACAAAUUAUCGAUUGAUCUCGAUUGUAAUCUUUGGCUGGCUUUACGCCAUAAUCUUUAACCUGCCUCUGUUUUUUGUGAUUCGUUAUGAUAAACACGGAGUAACUCAUUGCCCAGAACACUGGCCGAAUGAACAUCUUGCCAAAGCUUACACCAUUGCUUGUCUUUUUGUCUUCGGUGUUAUUCCCAUGGGAGCCAUGGUUAUUUUAUAUUUAAAGAUGCUCAGCAAUCUCUGGAAAAGUGGAAAUCCUAGCAACUUAGGGGUCACGGAACGAGCGCGAAUCAGAUCGAGGCUGAAAGUGACAAAAAUGGUUUUCGUCGUGAGUUUAAUGUACAUAGUAUGCUGGUUACCUAAUCUGGUGUUUUACAUGUUGUCGAAGUAUGAGCCAGAAGAUUAUGCAUAUGGCUCGGUUCCAUAUAUCAUAUCAGUGAUACUUGUUGGCGUCAAUUCAGCCAUCAAUCCCUUCAUUUACGCUCUUCAUAGUAGUAACUUUCGCCAAUACAUAAGAGGAACCCUUUGUUGCAGAACAUUCCGGUCAGAAAAUUUUGUUGAUCCUAAGCUUUCUGCUUCCUUGUAACACCUCUGUUGCUUUUAAUGACCCUUAGUAUAUACCGGACAAGCGAGUAGUGCUUUCGCGCGCGAUGAUUGGCUAGUUCGAAAGUGAACAGCAAGUACUAUUCACCUCUGAGUAUUCGAAGAGACAAAACCGCUCGUCAAUAGUUUAAAUUCCGACCAUAUUUCGGUGUAUUGAGGGAAAUAAGCUAUUUUUUGGUAUCUAUGUGGUAUAAAAUAAAACAGUUAUUCGCGAGCAUA
This is a messenger RNA of Stylophora pistillata, 1304 nucleotides long. RefSeq names its product allatostatin-A receptor. Gene Ontology annotation, cellular component: membrane. Lineage: Eukaryota; Metazoa; Cnidaria; Anthozoa; Scleractinia; Pocilloporidae. Gene Ontology annotation, molecular function: G protein-coupled receptor activity. Gene Ontology annotation, biological process: G protein-coupled receptor signaling pathway. The record is from RefSeq and is a predicted model, not a curated record.